AUGGCCUACUGGGAAAGACACGAUGCUUCCCCUUGUAGAUGCUUCUGUCCCAAGGCCGUCGGGCUGCAACAUUCAACAACCCCCGAAGACUUCACGGCACUGGCCCAGCAUCCCAUCAACUAUCAGCCCAUGGGCGCAAAUGACCUCGAACGCGAUCGGAAGCCCAUUAUGACCGAGGAAAUUUACAACAAGGAGGCUUGA
Messenger RNA from Penicillium cinerascens, 201 nucleotides. RefSeq lists its product as uncharacterized. The record is from RefSeq and is a predicted model, not a curated record. The coding region runs from base 1 to 201 and encodes 66 amino acids. Lineage: Eukaryota; Fungi; Ascomycota; Eurotiomycetes; Eurotiales; Aspergillaceae. The transcript has a single exon.